GACGCCAUUUUGUCUUUAAACAGGUGCGAGCGUCAGCGUGUUUACAGUUGAAGAAGACGUUUUAGUAAGAAGAAUGGAAGAAAGCGACGAAGAAACGCAGUUUGCUAAACAAGAAUCAGAACAAGAGAGCGACAAAGAGUUCGAAAAUGUAGAAGAAGAACAUGCUGAACAAGAAGAGCAAAUUCCAUCUAAGCCAAUUACUGAGGACAUCAUAGCUGAAUGUUUAUCCCUACUUUGCAAAACUGGUGAUGGAUUAGCACAUGCAUAUGUCAGACUUGACAUUCAUGAAAGAGAAAUUACAGACAUCAGCAUGCUGAAAUCAUUCAUCCAUCUACGCUAUAUAGACAUCAGUAAGAAUUUUGUGAAGGACAUUUCUCCUCUCAGUUCACUGACACAUAUGCUGACGCUGAAGGCAGAUGAAAAUCUGCUGACAACUGCUUACUUAGAGGAAAUGCCUUUCUUGCAGAUUGCCAGCUUUAGCCACAACAAGAUAUCCACAACAGAGGGUAUAAACCACCCAAUGCUGGAACAUCUGAAUCUCAAUCACAACAACAUAACUCAGGUGACUGGGCUAGAUGCAACAAAACUUUCAAGGCUACAUACCCUAGAACUUCGGGGGAACAAGCUUCAGACUACCGAUGGAAUUUACUUGCCUAGUCUCAAAAACUUGUUUUUGGCUGCAAAUGUUAUAAAGCACAUUGAAGGCAUGAGUCGUUGUCCAGGACUCACCACAUUACAUCUGCGUGACAACCAGCUGGAAAACCUUGAUGGCUUUUCAGAAGAACAGAAGGAGCUUCAGUAUAUUAAUCUUAGGGGCAAUAUGAUAGCAUCUGUGAAGGAGGUGGCCAAAUUCAAGUGUCUUCCUCUUCUCAGAGCUCUGGCUCUUGCAGAAAACCCAGCAGCAGAAGAGGAUGACUACAGAUUAGAAGUUUUAAUUGCCUUGCGGACUCUGGAGCGACUCGACAAGGACGAGUAUACAGAGGAAGAGAGGAGUGAAGCAGAAAGUAUCUAUGAACAGCGGAGACAAGAGGAAGAGGCAGCAAAAAUUGCAGCAGAAGAGGCAGAGGCAGCAAGAAUUGCCGCAGAAGAGGCAGCAAGAAUUGCUGCAGAAGAGGCAGAGGCAGCAAGAAUUGCCGCAGAAGAGGCUGAAGCAGAAGCAGAGAGAGCAAGAACUGAAACAGAGGAGCAGCCACAAGUCAUCCCUGCAGAAGAACCUCCAGUAGACGAAGACAACUGAGGCAUUUAUCUCAAUUAAGCAGACAUUGUUGAUGGGUAAUUGAGAUCAACUAGCUGAUUACUUGGUGAAUCUGGGAUA
Molecule: messenger RNA, 1315 nt
Organism: Pomacea canaliculata
Lineage: Eukaryota; Metazoa; Mollusca; Gastropoda; Architaenioglossa; Ampullariidae
Product: leucine-rich repeat-containing protein 23-like
Exons: 8
Coding region: 74-1237 (387 amino acids)
Molecular function (GO): protein binding
Source: RefSeq, a predicted model, not a curated record